Molecule: messenger RNA, 2980 nt
Organism: Tyto alba (common barn owl)
Lineage: Eukaryota; Metazoa; Chordata; Aves; Strigiformes; Tytonidae
Gene: PLCXD1
Product: phosphatidylinositol specific phospholipase C X domain containing 1
Exons: 7
Coding region: 433-1443 (336 amino acids)
Biological process (GO): lipid metabolic process
Molecular function (GO): phosphoric diester hydrolase activity
Source: RefSeq, a predicted model, not a curated record
CCUGGCAGGGCAGGCAGGGGAGGGCAGCCCCCCGCCCCGAGCGCGGGCAGGGCGCGGAGCUUGGGAGCGCUGCGGCCACCCCCCCGGGGAUCGGGGGGGGGAGGGAGGAGGAGCCGAGGUGUGCAAGCCUCCCUGAAGAGCUGAGAUGGAAGCCAAGCCGUCCUUCCGAUUGGUCAAUUUACAAGCCUGAAGCUGGAGCAUUCCCUUCACGUUGUGCUGUGAGACAGUGUGAUCAGAAGCAGCGUGUGUUGUGGCCGAGAAUCUAUCUACACUUUGCCGCAGCUACUGGAGAGAAGAGUUGGCAUUUUACAGCAUGUGGAAAUCUGUUCUGCACAGGUGCAAUGGCAUUAAUUUAACCACAGUAUAUGGAGUGGCUUUUUCUUUUAUUUUUUCCCUCCCAGAACACCCUAUGAAGUUCUAGAGCAGGCAGUAAUGGAAGGCCCUCUGCAAACCGCCAUUCACAUGUGCCAUGAAAAUGGUCAAUGGAUGUCACGAUUACCAGAGAAGCUCUGGGAUAUUCCCCUCUAUAACUUGGCUCUUCCAGGGAGUCACGACACUAUGACCUACUGCUUGGAUAAAAACUCCGCUGUUAGUGGCAAUGAAUCCAAGCUGGUGAAGUUUUUAAACAAAUGUAUGCCCUGCAUCGUGCACCCCAUUAUCAUGAAGUGGUCUACAACACAGGUACUGACUGUGACGGAGCAGCUUGAGGCUGGAGUUAGAUAUCUGGAUUUCAGGAUUGCCCACAAGGCUAACGAUCCAUCUAUGAAUUUGUACUUCGUGCAUAUGGUUUACACAACUGUUACUGUACAGGAUAUUCUGUGGGAAGUGUUAAGGUGGUUGGAAACUCAUCCUCAGGAAGUUGUUAUCUUAGCCUGCAGGAAUUUUGACGGAUUAACCAAGAAACUUCAUUGUCUUCUUAUUGCCUAUAUUAAAGAGAUCUUCCAGUGUAAACUGUGUCCCAGAAAUGUGGUGCCGACGCUGCGGGCCAUGUGGCAGCGUGGCCAUCAGGUUAUAGUCUCGUACGAAGAGGACGCGGCGGUGGAGGAGCACCGGGAGCUGUGGCCCGCGAUGCCGUACUGGUGGGGAAACAAAACCGCCACUCGUGCUCUCAUCCGGUAUUUAGAGCUCAUGAAGCGGAUGGGCCGGCCAGAAAAAUUCUUUGUAGCGGGGAUUAACCUUACUGAAAACUUACGGUACAUUCUUGUACACCCGUUUGGAUCACUGAAGAAAAUGACACUCCAGAGCCUUCCAUGCUUGAAAAUCUGGAUAAAGCAGCAGUAUCCAGGACCGAAAAAAGACUGUAUUAACAUAAUUGCUGGAGACUUUAUAGGAAACGGUGAUUUUGUCAACGACGUAAUAGAACUUAACACAAAAAUUAAUCCUCCAUUACACUGUCAAAGUAAAGGGGCUGGAACAGAGAGCAUUUCAUUCUCAGCUGCUUAAUCUGCGAGAAGUUAAAAAGGCUUUGUCUGCAUUUAACCUGGUUUAAACAUCCUGUGAUCCCAUAAAGGUCCGGGUAACUUAAAGCAGGGGUGUUUUAAAGACUCAGUAGGGAAAGUGCUCUCAACAUCAUCAGGGUUUCAGGGCCUUUUCACAGAAAAGAGAGCAAGCAGACCUUGCUGAAGUCUCUGGAGAACUAUGGUAUAGGUAUUACUUACUUGAAGGUGUUUGGAUUCUGUAGGAUUUGGCAAUAUUGAAAGUGUCAAGAAUUGAAUCUUACUUUAUUUUACAGAUGAGCAAGAAGGAGAAAUAUGUCAGUAGCUGCAUGAAUUAUUUUGUGAUAAGAUUGUGUUGUUAUAAAGAUUUUUUGCACUACUUGCAACCCCCAUUCUCAGUCUAUCAGUGUGAAACCGACUUGUCUGUUUUCAUACUUUAAAUAUACAAAAGGAACAGUUUAAAUAUAUUUUUUAUCAGAAAUAUUGUAUUGACAAUCCCAUUUGAUGUGAUUUUUAUACACACACCGAUAUACCAUUAACAUUGGACAUGUAGAAGCAGCUGUACUGUUGUUGUGUGCCGAGGAUCAGUUAUGAGCCCCUUAACCAACCGGGCAGGCACAAAGUUCUUUAUGAUUUGUGAGAAGUAUGUGUAUUUGAACACUUACUCUUUUUAUCACUCAUGCUAGCUCUGCAGUGAUAAAGAUAGAAAAACUAGGUGCCUAGACAAUUUUGUCUGUGGUAAUGAAAUAGGUUUUAUUAGGUGUUGCCAAAUAUGCCUUACACUGAAAAUAAACACAUAUGAAACAAAUUCCUUAUCUAAACUCUGACUGCUCUAGAAAUACAGAUUCUUGGCUUCUGUUGUGCUCAUUCAGGGUUUCACACCUGGUCUUUUACUUAGCUAUUUUAGUAGCUCUGUAAUUAUUUUUCCUCUCAGUAAGUAGUUUUUGCUCAUGCAAAAACUAAGGGGUUUAUGCUGUUUGCCAUUGCAUAUUAAUCCUAUUUUUCUGCUUUUUGAAAAGAACUGUGCAAUAACAGACGAUCAUGAAGGUAAGAGAAAUGGCAAGCAGUGGGGCUAAAACACAAGCAUUAUAUAAAGUUCACUAUGCAGUUUCAUCAAUAUACCUCAAUUUUAGAUGCACUUUAUAUGCAGAAGCUCAGCUCAGAUGUCUUGUGAGAUGUUAAUGUUUGCAGAAGUUUUAAAUCACCUGCUACCUGACAUCAGAUCACACUGAUGUUAGACUCAGCAUGAAAGGCUAGGAUGCUACCUCCUCAUGCAAUCUCCUGCAAUUGCAAAAUACAUACGAGUGAAAAACUAAACAUUCCAUUUAUAAAGAAGACUUUCUGAAUGCUUUUUUUUUUACAGUGCUUUUUAUCCUUGUUCUUACCUCUAUGUACUUCAUACUGAGCAGCCAUUCAGUUUUGAUUUUUCUUUCAGAGUCACUACCUGCACAAUGUUAUACUUACUCGGAAUGUUUUUCUGCCUGUCUUUGCUACCCUCAAGUGGCUUGUUACUCUAUUCAAUAAAACUUGAUCUCUCUGUGUAA